Betta splendens (Siamese fighting fish) is the source of this 6594-nucleotide messenger RNA. It is a transcript of the gene atp11a, whose product is annotated as ATPase phospholipid transporting 11A. The transcript has 31 exons. Gene Ontology annotation, biological process: phospholipid translocation. Gene Ontology annotation, molecular function: ATP hydrolysis activity; ATP binding; magnesium ion binding. Gene Ontology annotation, cellular component: trans-Golgi network; recycling endosome; endoplasmic reticulum. Bases 342 to 3983 code for a protein of 1213 amino acids. The record is from RefSeq and is a predicted model, not a curated record. NCBI's taxonomy places the organism in Eukaryota, Metazoa, Chordata, Actinopteri, Anabantiformes, Osphronemidae.
CGCGCGUGUAUGAGAGAGAGAGAGAGAGAGAGAGAGAGAGAGAGACGGGGGAGCGCGUGAGCAGUGGGGGGACUGAGAAGUAGUUUCGCUCCAGCUUCGGAGGAGGAGCGCUCGCGCGAACUGUCUUAAAAGUGUAAUAAAGCCGCGCACACCGCCGCUCUUCCGUGGGCGAGUGCCGGGUUUACCGGGGCAGCCUCGUUCCUUUUCGAACCCAAGAAGAGAAGGAGGAAGAAGUCAUGGAGGGAGCGGGAGAAAUAGCACGAAGCCAGCGACCAGAGUGAAGCGGCGCCUGGAAGAGCGAGCCCGAAAGAAGAAGCGUCCGGAGAGGAAAGAGGAACAGAAUGGGGAUGGACUUCAGCACCCUGCGGACCCUCAUCAGCAGAUACUGUGCUGGUGAGGAGAACUGGGUGGACAGCAGGACGGUUUACAUUGGACACAAAGAGCCUCCUCCUGGAACCGAGGCCUUCAUACAGCAAAGAUUUCCUGACAACAGAAUAGUGUCUUCCAAGUACACAUUUUGGAACUUCAUCCCCAAAAAUAUGUUCGAGCAGUUCAGAAGAGUGGCCAACUUCUACUUUCUCAUCAUAUUUCUUGUUCAGCUGAUCAUCGACACGCCAACCAGUCCAGUCACCAGUGGACUGCCGCUGUUCUUCGUCAUCACGGUCACAGCCAUUAAACAGGGUUACGAGGACUGGUUGAGGCACAAAGCGGACAAUGCCGUAAACAAGUGUCCUGUCCACGUGGUGCAGCAUGGGAAAGUGAUACGCAAACAAAGUCGUAAGCUCAGGGUUGGAGAUGUUGUCUUUGUGAAAGAAGACGAGACAUUUCCCUGUGACCUCAUCCUCCUCUCCUCGUCUCGAGAUGAUGGAACCUGUUACGUUACUACAGCCAGUCUGGACGGAGAGAGCAGCCAUAAGACAUACUAUGCAGUUCAGGACACAAAAGCCUACAGGACAGAGAAGGAGGUGGACUCAAUCCACGCCACUAUUGAAUGUGAACAACCACAGCCAGACCUAUACAAGUUUGUGGGCCGUAUCAACAUCUACAUGGACAGUGAUCCAGUGGCCAGGCCGUUGGGAUCAGAGAACCUCCUGCUCCGAGGAGCCACGCUCAAGAACACAGAGUAUAUCUACGCGGUGGCCAUCUACACUGGCAUGGAAACCAAGAUGGCACUCAACUACCAGUCCAAGUGCCAGAAACGAUCUGCAGUAGAAAAGUCCAUGAACGCCUACCUUGUGGUCUACCUGUGCAUUCUCAUCAGCAAGGCCAUAAUCAACACAGCACUCAAAUACAUGUGGCAGGCUGACCCCAACAGAGAUGAGCCCUGGUACAACCAGAGGACAGAGUCGGAGAGGCAGCGGCACAUUGUGAUUCGGGCUUUUACAGACUUCUUGGCCUUCAUGGUUCUUUUCAAUUACAUCAUUCCCGUUUCCAUGUACGUCACCGUGGAGAUGCAGAAGUUUCUGGGCUCCUACUUCAUCGUGUGGGAUGAUGAGAUGCUGGACGAGGAGCUCGGCGAGAGAGCCGUGGUCAACACGUCCGACCUCAAUGAGGAGCUGGGACAGGUGGAAUAUGUGUUUACAGACAAGACAGGGACUCUAACAGAGAACAACAUGGAGUUCAUAGAGUGCUGUGUGGACGGACACGUCUACGUGCCAAAUAUUAUUUGUAAUGGACAGGUGAUGACCGGUGCUGGCGGUAUGGACAUGAUCGACUCAUCGCCAGGUCCUGAUGCCAGGGAACGCGAGGAGCUGUUUUUCCGGGCCUUGUGUUUGUGCCACACCGUGCAGGUGAAGGAGGAGGAGACGGUGGACGGAAUAAAGCAAGGCAUCCACCAGGGAAAGUCCACUUCGUUCUACAUCUCCUCAUCUCCAGAUGAGGUGGCGCUGGUGGAAGGCAUGAAGGGACUCGGUUUCACCUACCUGAGACUAAAGGACAGUCACAUGGAGAUCUUGAAUCGAGAGGAUGAGGUUGAGAGGUUUGAGCUCCUUGAGGUCUUGACAUUUGAUUCAGUCAGACGGAGGAUGAGCGUUAUUGUCAGGGACAGCAGAGGGGAGCGCUACCUGUUCUGUAAAGGUGCAGACUCGGCCAUCUUUCCCAGGGUUAUCUCAGGCAAGGUGGAGCAGGUCCGAGCACGAGUGGAGCACAAUGCAGUGGAGGGUCUGAGGACUCUUUGUGUUGCCUAUAGACCACUGAGCCCUGAACAGUACCAGGAGGUGUGUCACCAGCUGAGCGGGGCUAAGUUGGCCCUACAGGACCGAGACAAACGACUGGCAGAGGCCUACGAUCAAAUAGAGAAAGAUCUGAUACUGCUGGGAGCCACCGCUGUGGAGGACAGACUUCAGGAAAAAGCAGCAGACACCAUCGAGUCCCUCCACAAGGCCGGUAUAAAAGUGUGGGUGCUGACUGGAGAUAAGAUGGAGACGGCGGCAGCAACCUGCUACGCUAGCAAGCUGUUUCACCGCAACACGCAGAUCCUGGAGCUGACCACCAAGCGCACAGAGGAGCAGAGCCUGCACGAUGUUCUGUUUGACCUGAGCAGGACUGUCCUGAGGCAGCACGGCACAAUGACAAGGGACAACUUCUCCAGUUUAUCAGGUGACUGUACUGACUUUGGUCUGAUUAUUGAUGGAGCCACCCUCUCCGCGGUAAUGAGGCCCGACCAGGAGGACUCUAACUCAGGGAACUACAAAGAGAUCUUCCUAGAAAUCUGCCGCAACUGCAGCGCUGUGCUGUGCUGUCGCAUGGCUCCCCUCCAGAAAGCACAGAUCGUAAAGUUGAUCAAAGCGUCCAAGGAGCACCCGAUCACGUUGGCAAUCGGAGAUGGAGCCAAUGACGUCAGCAUGAUCCUGGAGGCCCACGUUGGCAUUGGCAUUAUGGGUAAAGAGGGUCGCCAGGCAGUGAGGAACAGCGACUACGCCAUACCCAAGUUCAAACACCUCAAGAAGAUGCUGCUCGUUCAUGGACACUACUACUAUAUACGCAUCUCCGAACUCGUGCAGUACUUUUUCUACAAGAAUGUGUGUUUCAUCUUCCCCCAGUUCCUCUAUCAGUUCUUCUGUGGGUUCUCGCAGCAGCCGCUGUAUGACACAGCCUACCUGACUCUGUACAACAUCAGCUUCACGUCGCUGCCCAUUCUCCUCUACAGCCUCAUAGAGCAGCACAUUAACAUGGACAUCCUGAAGAAGGAUCCUACUCUGUACAGGGAUAUUGCCAAGAACUCGCUGCUGCAGUGGUCAACCUUUAUCUAUUGGACCGUACUGGGUGUUUAUGAUGCCAUUGUGAUGUUCUUCGGCGCUUACUUCCUGUUUGACAACACCACUUUCACUAGCAAUGGACAGCUAAUGACAACCAACACACAGAUGAUGUUUGGAAACUGGACAUUUGGGACGCUGGUCUUCACUGUUCUUGUGUUCACUGUUACACUCAAGUUGGCUCUAGACACUCACUACUGGACAUGGAUCAACCAUUUUGUCAUCUGGGGCUCACUGAUCUUCUUUGUGGUCUUCUCCCUACUGUGGGGUGGAAUCAUUUGGCCCUUCCUCAACUACCAGAGGAUGUACUAUGUGUUCAUGCAGAUGUUGUCCAGUGGUCCAGCCUGGCUCAGUAUAAUCCUUCUAAUAACAGCCAGUCUGCUGCCUGAUGUGGUUAAGAAGGUCAUCUGGAGGGCACUGUGGCCUACGACUACUGAACGCAUACAGAGCGCUGAUAAACUCUACAAGGGCCAGCUCUCGGAGUUCACCCCUCUGGCUUCUCUCCACGCCUCGUCCAAGACCGGCAACUACCGGCGCGGCUCUGGAAACCAGGGGAAUGCUCAGAACCCUCGCAGGUCUGAACCCUUAAACACGAAAGUCAUGUUCACGCGCUGGCAAAGAACGCAGGACUACUGUACCUUCACGCCCCUGCUCCGCUUCACAGACGGCUCGCGCUACCCGAGGCGAGGACACGCCUACAGUGGAGCAGGGCCCGAGACGGCAGUCUGAUUACUUUAAACGGACUCCUCAUUUGGCAUUUGCAGUUAAACGAAACAAAAGUGUUUUCCAGACAAUUAGGCACAGUAAGCGAGAGUCAGAUAAGACAGUGUUGCUGAUCGCAGCUAUGUGUAAUCCAUUCGUAAGGAAAGUGACCUUCACAACUAUUCCCAGGACAGCAGCCAAGUGCAGGACAAGCACAAAGAUCUAUGGCACGGUUCUGAGAGGGACGGUGUUCACAGGGCCUUGCUGGCCGGGCUCAGCGCACCUUUGUCACAACACACAAACAGACUGGCUCACACUGGAAAUGUGCGCACUGGCCCUUUAUGUCAGGCAGCUGAAAUGUACUUUGAGGAUUAGAAUUUUAAAAAGGAUCACCUGGUGUGUUGUAACCUGCAGCUGCUAUUGAUGACGAUGAUGAAGAUGAAGACAUUUACAUUGCUUUAAGACAGCUGGCGCUUUAUCUGACCUUACAUUUCCUUUUGUUUUUGUUUUUUUAAAUUCCUUCCAUCUCUCUGUCUUUCCUGCUUCGUCUCUUUUAGGACUAACUGGUGUUGCCUGUGUGCAAACCUGUUGUCCCGAAACACUCCGUAGGACUCAGAUCCCACAACACUGUAAGGAGGAGUGUAGUAGAACAGCAAAGCUUUAGUGUUGGAAAAGCGAGGGGAGGAGUUUUUUCUGUUUAUAAAAAAAUAUUUAUUCCAUAGUGUGUCUUAAAGAAAAAACGGACCAAGAGAAGCUCCUCUUCCAACACUUGAGCUUUUUAAAGCUACAUGUACUGUAGGUAGAGUUUGGAAUAGAUGUGUGCUGAUAGCUAGCGGUUGCUAGUGUGUUGUAUUUAUCUGUCUUUUAAGCACUUUAUGCACAUUUCUUGUUUUAUAGUGAUGAGAGACUUCCUUUAACAAAGGUAUUGUUCAGUGUUGAUACGAUGCAGGUGUAGUGGCCGCUGUGUGGCGCGUCUGCUGCCUUAAUGUCACAUUAUUAGAUCAAGCACCAAAGACAAAGAUAGACAAAUCAGACCUCAUCUGGGCAACAACUGAUGAAAACGUGAAUCUGAAAAUGUCCUAAACUUCCUGUGGAUCUGAGAGUUGUUGACCUCAGACAGGUUUGAUUUGUUCUAGUUCAUUUUUAGUCAAGCUCACCUCACUCACUUGCACCCGUGUACCGCACAGCAGCUUGAACUGGAUAAACGAAACGUCUGAAUGCAAUGAAAGGAUUCUCUCAAGUGCCCAGAGUGUUGCCUUAAAAAUGCACAUGCAGUAACUAAUAUUUCAUCUAAUAGCAGUUUAUUACUGAAGGAGCAAAUGCAAGACCCACAUGCUGUAAUGAAACCAUGCUUCACACACACAUACACUACUGUUCCCACUCUAUUGUCAGCAUGUCCAGGUCAAAUGGCUCUUUGCUCAGUUCCUGCACCACACGCAACAGGCUGGUUGGUUUCUGGCGGAUCUGUAACAUCUGUACACACCUUACCGCUGUUUGUUGAAGGUGCAAUUACAGGAAGCCUGGUGGCAAAAUGUAGUGGCUAAACCUUCAACUCUGGUCUUUAUGCCUCUGUCUGUCACCCGACGAGAGAUCCAUGCCUGUGCUUUUAAUACUGGGCUUGUUGUCGGUCUCCUAUUAGUUUCAGAGCUAUACAUGCACAAAAGCGAAAUUAGGAUACUAGACGUUCUUCCUCCAUUCAUAGAGGAGCUCCAUUAUGUGCGGGUCAGACUGAUUUAUAGUGUGUAAUAGCUCCGUUCUCGCACUCUUAAAAGCUUUCUGAUGGCGUUACAGGAGUCUAAUGAGAUUCUCUACCUUGAGAGGAGCCUUCACACUACUCUUUAAAAUCUGUCAUUGCACUUUUCAGCACCCUUGUCUGUCUUUCUCGCCGUCUCUCACUUCUGUCUUUUUCUGCUUCAGUGUUGAGGAAGUUUUUCCCGCUGUGACAGCCUCUCCGCCCGUCUGAUCGCACUCAUCGUCCUCUUCUCGUCCUCCAUCUUUCUGUUCGCUAUCUGUUAUGAGACAGUAGAAAAUAUCACUUGUACUGACAAUAUUUCCAAAGAACCAAAGCCUUGUUCCUGCUAGCGAGACUUUUAGCUGCUUUAAAUUACAGUAGGUGCCUUGUGGUAGUUUCUGUGCUUGAGUGUCUUCACUCAUCGUACGAUAAACCUAUUACUCAUAUUAGAUGUUCGGAUGGUACAAAAUAAUGUGUGAGAAUGGAUAAAAGCCGAAUGUAAACAUAAAGCCAGUUACUGUCCAAAAACGUAUUUAGAGCAAAUACAACUCUGGAAUAUUAGACGAAUGCACAAUCACUUGUACCAAAAUUUGAGCUCCAGCCGCUAGAACCGCUUUUUGUUUUGUUUAAUAUUGUCGUGUCAGAUAUACUGUAUCUAUUUAUAUAAAAAACGCAGUCUUGCUAAUUAGUGGUUUUGCUGCGUAUCUAAAUGACCAGCGGCAGCAAAUGUGUCCCCAGAGCAUCAACCAUGAGGCUAAGAGAAUCACUGGUCUUAGCUUUGUGUUUAGGCAAUGCAUUUUCCCUCUGUCAGAAUUAAGAAUCAGCUGUUUGGAAGUCUGUUUUUCUUUGUGCACAUUUGAUGUGAGGCUUUAGAUGUUGCGCGUCUUUUUUUUUUUUCAACCACAA